This is a messenger RNA of Dioscorea cayenensis subsp. rotundata (Guinea yam), 2193 nucleotides long. RefSeq names its product probable inactive receptor kinase At1g48480. The coding region runs from base 69 to 2045 and encodes 658 amino acids. The transcript has 2 exons. Gene Ontology annotation, biological process: protein phosphorylation. Gene Ontology annotation, molecular function: protein binding; ATP binding; protein kinase activity. NCBI's taxonomy places the organism in Eukaryota, Viridiplantae, Streptophyta, Magnoliopsida, Dioscoreales, Dioscoreaceae. The record is from RefSeq and is a predicted model, not a curated record.
GGGGGGGAUGAAAUCAAAUACCUUGUUAGUGAGAAAAACCCAGAGAAAUCUAGCAGCUCUUGUGUCUAAUGUCUAAAGCCCGUCCAAGACGGUAUCGUCACCGCAUGGUUGAACUGGGAAUGGUAUCACCGCCGCUUCUUCUCCUCCUCCUCCUCCUUUCCCUUCUCCCUGGCGGGGCACCCGACCUCGCCGGGGAUGCGGCGGCACUACUUGCCCUUCGCGCCGCAGUGGGCCGCUCCGUUCUUCGAUGGAACGCCAGCGCCUCGCCGUGCUCGUGGCGCGGUGUGAGCUGCUCCGAUAACCGCGUCUCCGUGCUGCGCCUCCCCGGCUCUGGCCUCCUCGGCGCGAUACCGGCUGGCACCUUAACGAACCUCACCGCUCUUCGCGUUCUCAGCCUCCGAUUCAAUGGACUUUCCGGCGCCCUACCGUCGGACAUCGGCUCUUUGCGAAAUCUCAACAGUAUCAUCCUCCGAAACAACCGGUUCUCCGGCGAGCUCCCCAACUCCCUCUUCUCCCUCUCUGGACUCGUCCGGCUCGACCUCUCCGAGAACAACUUUUCCGGCGGGAUCUCGCCGGGGUUUAACAAUUUCACUGGCAUCCGGACCUUGCUUCUCCAGAACAACAGCUUCUCCGGUGAGAUGCCGGAGAUGAGCUUCUCAAGAUUGAAAAGCUUCAACAUCUCAUAUAACAAUCUCACUGGAUCGAUCCCUCGGGGAAUGAGAUCCCAACAGGCGAGCUCGUUUCUGGGGAUGUCCCUGUGCGGCGGGCCUCUUCGUUCGUGCCAAAACGAAACCUCUCCAACUCCAUCGCCAUCACCACCGCCAUCGCCACCGCCACCGCCACCGCCAGCAUCAUCGCCAUCGCCGCCGACUGCAAAUCGGACAACUGGGGGAAGCAGCAGCAGCAGCAAUCUCUCCGGUGGCGCGAUCGCGGGGAUCGCGGUGGGAUCAGCGGCGGGGGUACUCCUCCUCUUGGCUUUGCUCAUUGUUUUUUGCAAUCGACGCCGCCGUCCGAGCAGCGAGCCCCCUGUCAGCGUUGCAGCGGCCACAGCGGCGAGACCGGCCACAUCAGCGCCGGCUGUGGCGAAGAAUCCUGCCCCAGCUCCGGCGGCGGCUGCGGCGGUGGAGAAGAGACUGGUAUUUGUUGGGGGUCAGGAGAUGGGAUUCGAUCUGGAGGAUUUGCUGAGGGCUUCGGCGGAGGUUCUCGGGAAGGGGCCAAUUGGGACUACGUACAAGGCGGUGCUGGAGAAGGGGGAGGUGGUGGCUGUGAAGAGACUGAGGGAUGUGGGAGUAGAUGAGAAGGAGUUCAGGGAGAGUAUGGAAGCCAUUGGUGAGCUUGAUCACGAGAAUGUGGUGAAGCUGAGAGCUUAUUAUUACAGCCGAGAUGAGAAACUUCUUGUUUAUGAGUUCAUGCCCUUGGGUAGCCUCUCUUCUUUCUUGCAAGGAAACAAAAGUUCAAGCCAGGCACCUCUCAAUUGGUCUGAAAGAUGCAGCAUUGCCCUCUCGGCUGCCCGUGGAAUUGAAUACAUCCACUCCAAAGGCUCCAAAAGUUCUCAUGGGGGCAUUAAGUCCUCCAACAUCCUUCUCGGCAGAGAUAAUGAAGCCCAGCUUUCAGACAAUGGCCUUGCUCAGCUAAUUACCCCUACUGAAAACCUGAUCAGUGGCUACACUGCUCCAGAAGUCACUGAUACUUUAAGGAUCACACAAAAGUCAGAUGUAUACAGUUUUGGUGUGCUUCUCUUGGAGUUAAUAUCUGGUAAGGCGCCUUUGCAGGAGGUGCACAAAAGCAAGGGUGGCGCCGAUCUGCCAGGGUGGGUCCAGACUGUGGCUCCUGAGAAUUGGAGAGAUGUGUUUGAUCCUGAGCUGCUAAAGUAUCAGGAUGUGGAAGAGGAGAUAGUGCAAUUGUUACAAUUGGGUGUUGAGUGUGCUUCUCAGUAUCAGCAUCAGAGGCCUUUAAUGUCUGAAGUUGUGGCUCGGAUUGAGGCUAUUCAUGGAUCAAAAACUCUCUUGUCAGAGCAGCAGCAGGAGGACUCUGUUGAUCCUUGAGAGAGGUGUGUUUUUACAUUUCAUUUUCUAAUGUUUAAACGCUUGUAUCUAGUUUUUAUUUUUUUAUUUUUUUUUAUGGUUCUAUGAUUUAUCCUGUUGUUGAUGAAUGAUGUAUACUUCAUACAGUGAUCAUUUUAAAGUCACAAAA